Molecule: messenger RNA, 2388 nt
Organism: Humulus lupulus (European hop)
Lineage: Eukaryota; Viridiplantae; Streptophyta; Magnoliopsida; Rosales; Cannabaceae
Exons: 16
Coding region: 124-1920 (598 amino acids)
Biological process (GO): SCF-dependent proteasomal ubiquitin-dependent protein catabolic process
Cellular component (GO): SCF ubiquitin ligase complex
Molecular function (GO): protein binding
Source: RefSeq, a predicted model, not a curated record
CAAGAAAAGUUGUUGUAGAAAGAGAAACUGAUUUUUUUUUCACAUAUAUUUUUUGCUAAAUGUUGAUGAUGACCCAGAAAUCAUAAUGCAAAUUUUGACUGAGCUUCGUAUCCCAAUUCCCAGAUGAGGACAGUAUAUAAGUUUUUACGACAAAUAUUGAUUACAAAAAUUUCAUCAAUGGGGGGAGCUUGUUCUAGGAAGAGAGACCAAAGAGAAGAAGAAGAAGACAACAUAAAUGGAGGGGUUUGCAGAAGAUAUGGCAAAAGUGGGAGUUCAAAGUGGUUGGCAACUUCAUUCACUCGACAAUCUAGUGACAUUCAAAUGGGAAAAGGGAAGUGCCUAUCCCUCAUGGACUUAUGCAUCCAGAAGAUACGUGCGGACAUUGAUAAAUAUACCACUUUCUCAAUGCUCCCAAGGGACAUAAGCCAGCAGAUUUUCAAUGAUUUGGUGUAUUCUCGAUUGCUAACUGAGGCUUCUCUUGAAGCUUUUCGGGAUUGUGCACUGCAGGAUCUUUACUUGGGAGAAUAUCCUGGGGUAAAUAACAGUUGGAUGGAUAUGGUGGCAUCGCAGGGAUCUUCUUUACUUUCUGUGGAUCUUUCUGCAUCUGAUGUUACUGAUGAUGGGUUGAUUCACCUUAAAGAUUGCAUAAAUCUCCAAGCAAUACACUUUAAUUAUUGUGACCGAAUUUCAGAUCGUGGGCUGGAAUGCAUUAGUGGUCUCUCUAACUUGACAAGUUUGAGCUUUAGAAGAAACAAUGCAAUCACUGCUAAAGGAAUGAGUGCCUUUGCUAGAUUAGUGAACUUGGUUCAGUUGGAUUUGGAGAGAUGUCCUGAAAUCCAUGGUGGGCUUGUUUAUCUUAAAGGUUUAACAAAGUUGGAAUCUCUGAAUUUAAAUUGGUGUAACUGCAUAACAGAUGCUGACAUGAAGUCUCUCUCAGGGCUUACAAACUUGAAAGGAUUACAACUUUCCAGCAGUAAAGUUACAGACUGUGGGAUUUCUUACUUGAAAGGUCUUCACAAUCUCUCUUUGUUGAACUUGGAGGGAUGCCCAGUUACUGCUGCAUGCUUGGACUCUCUCUCAGCUCUUGCUGCUCUUCUCUAUCUGAAUCUCAGCAGAUGCUGUCUUACUGACAAUGGAUGCGAAAAAUUUUCUCGACUUGGAAGGAAACUAAAAGUGCUGAACUUGGCUUUCAAUGAAAUUGGUGAUGCUUGUUUGGCACACUUAAAAGGUUUUACAAAUUUGGAGAGCUUAAACUUGGAUUCUUGUAGUAUCAGUGGGGAAGGACUGGUGAAUUUGACAGAUUUUCGACAUCUGAAAUGUUUGGAGUUGUCUGAUACUGAAGUUGGAAGCAAUGGGCUCCGCCAUUUAUCUGGUUUGGUUAAUCUGGAGAGCAUAAAUUUAUCAUUUACUGUAAUUACCGACAGUGGUUUGAGAAAAUUGUCCGGACUUACAUCUCUAAAAUCACUAAAUUUGGAUGUUCGCCAAAUUUCAGAUACCGGAUUAGCAGCUCUAACAACUUUGACUGGAUUAACUCAUCUGGAUCUUUUUGGAGCUCGCAUCACAGACUCUGGAACAAACUACUUGCGAUACUUUAAAAAUCUGAGGUCCCUGGAAAUUUGCGGAGGAGGAUUGACCGACUCCGGUGUUAAAAACAUCAAAGAUCUGUCAUCAUUGACACUGUUGAAUCUAUCACAAAACUGCAACCUGACAGACAGAACCUUGGAGAUGAUUUCAGGUUUGACAGGAUUGGUCUCAUUAAAUGUGUCAAAUUCUCGUAUCACCACCUCAGGACUUAGACAUUUGAGGACACUCAAGAAUUUGAAGUCAUUGACAUUGGAGUCCUGCAAGGUGACAGCUAAUGACAUCAAGAAUCUUCAGGAGAAUCACCUCCCUAAUCUGGUGAGCUUCCGACCCGAGUAGUUGUCCUUAUGGUGGUGGUGGUGGUACUUUCAGCAUGGAGAGACAUCACAACCAUUUGUAUUAUUUGUAUAUAUAAGAAAAAAGGAGGAAGCAAAUAAGACUUCAAAGUGGUAAUGUGUAGUUAAAAGUUGGAGUGCCCUCAUCUCCAGGCAGCCAUAUAAGCUAUUACUAUAAGUAUAAGCUAUGAAAUAGUAGUCGUCUAUGCCUUAUGUGAAGGUUUCUUCAAAAUCUUUUCUGGGUUCGGAAGAAAAUGAGAAUAUAAGCUUCCUAAGCAUGGCUUCUUUAAGCAAAACUUUGGUGAUUGAGUUGAAACAAGUAUGUUUGCUUGUACAGUGAGUAUGUUGUCAUGUGUGUGCUGUGAAAGUUUUUAUUCUUGUACAGUUUUUCAAAACAUUCGGUCAAAAUGAUUACAUGCAAAUGCAAUUAUGAAUGAACAUAUUUAUUAUAUUCCUGAGAAGUUAAAAUUCA